GGCGGGGGCGGGAGGACAUGGCUGACCGGAGCGCGCCGAGCUGCCACCUGCGGCUGGAGUGGGUCUACGGUUACCGGGGUCACCAGUGCCGCAACAACCUCUACUACACGGCAGCCAAGGAGAUCGUCUACUUCGUGGCUGGGGUCGGCGUGGUCUACAGCCCCCGGGAGCACCGGCAGAAAUUCUACCUGGGGCACCAGGACGACAUCAUCAGCCUUGCUUUGCAUCCUGAACGUGUGUUGGUGGCAACAGGUCAAGUUGGAAAGGAACCAUAUAUCUGCGUAUGGGACUCAUACACUGUGCAAACUGUAUCUGUUCUGAAGGAUGUUCAUACACAUGGUAUAGCUUGCUUGGCCUUUGAUUUAGAUGGUCAGCGGUUGGUCUCAGUUGGUUUGGAUUCAAAAAACACAGUUUGUGUAUGGGACUGGAGAAAAGGAAAAUUGUUAUCGAUGGCUCCUGGUCAUACAGACAGAAUAUUUGAUAUUUCUUGGGAUUUAUACCAGCCGAACAAACUUGUCAGCUGUGGUGUAAAACACAUCAAGUUCUGGAGCUUGUGUGGCAAUUCACUGACACCAAAACGUGGUGUUUUUGGCAAAACUGGUGAUCUUCAAACUAUAUUGUGCCUAGCUUGUGCAAGAGAUGAAGUGACGUAUUCCGGUGCACUGAAUGGUGAUAUUUAUGUAUGGAAAGGAAUCAACCUUGUAAGAACAAUACAGGGAGCACAUGCUGCAGGAAUUUUCAGCAUGAAUGCGUGUGAAGAGGGGUUUGCUACUGGUGGCAGAGAUGGCUGUGUUCGCUUGUGGGAUUUAAAUUUUAAACCAAUUACUGUGAUUGAUCUCAGGGAAACGGACCAGGGAUAUAAAGGUCUAUCUGUAAGAAGUGUUUGCUGGAGAGGAGAUCAUAUACUUGUUGGGACACAAGACAGUGAGAUUUUUGAAAUUGUGGUACAUGAGCGUAAUAAGCCUUUCCUGAUAAUGCAGGGGCACUGUGAAGGAGAGCUGUGGGCUUUGGCUGUCCAUCCUACAAAACCAUUAGCAAUGACUGGAAGUGAUGACCGAUCAGUCAGAAUUUGGAGUUUAAUAGACCAUGCUCUGAUUGCCCGGUGCAAUAUGGAGGAACCCAUUCGCUGUGCAGCAGUUAGUACUGACGGAAUCCAUCUUGCUCUUGGAAUGAAGGAUGGCUCUUUCACUGUGCUUAGAGUCAGAGAUAUGACUGAGGUUGUUCAUAUCAAAGACAGGAAAGAAGCUAUCCACGAACUGAAAUAUUCACCAGAUGGGAACUUCCUAGCUGUUGGUUCCAAUGACAGCUCUGUGGAUAUAUAUGGUGUUGUUCAGAGGUACAAGAAAGUUGGAGAAUGUAUUGGAUCUUUAAGUUUCAUCACCCACAUGGAUUGGUCUUCAGAUAGUAAAUAUAUACAGACUAAUGAUGGCAAUGGGAAGAGACUUUUUUACAGGAUGCCAAGUGGAAAGGAAGUAACAAACAAGGAGGAAUUAAAAGGGGUUCAAUGGGCAUCAUGGACUUGUGUUUCUGGUGUUGAAGUUAAUGGAAUCUGGCCUAAAUAUUCAGAUAUAAAUGAUAUAAAUUCUGUGGAUGCAAAUUUUAUUGGGCAAGUUAUGGUUACAGCUGAUGAUUAUGGAAUUGUAAAGCUCUUUCGAUACCCAUGUCUAAGAAAAGGAGCAAAGUUUAAAAAGUAUCUUGGUCAUUCUGCUCAUGUGACAAAUGUCAGAUGGUCACACGAUCACCAGUGGGUUGUUUCCAUUGGGGGAGCAGAUCAUUCUGUCUUUCAGUGGAAAUUUGUCCCUGAUCGGAAGUUGAAGGAUUCUCUUCAUAUAGCACCCCAAGAGAGUCUGGUUGAUUCUAAUAGUGAUGAAUCAGAUUCAGAUCAGUCUGAUGUUCCAGAGCUGGACUCUGAAAUUGAACAAGAGACACAGAUCACAUAUCGUAGACAGGUUUACAAAGAAGAUCUACCUCAACUUAAAGAGCAAUGCAAAGAAAAAAGAAAAAGUGCAGCUUCUAAGAGACGAGAGAGAGCUCCAGGGAACAGUAUAAGAUUGCAUUUUGUUCAUGGUUACAGAGGUUACGACUGUCGAAGCAAUUUAUUUUACACUCAGACGGGUGAAAUUGUAUACCAUGUUGCAGCAGUGGGAGUGGUGUACAAUCGACAGCAGAACACACAGCGCUUUUAUCUAGGUCAUGAUGAUGACAUUCUUUGCCUUGCUAUUCAUCCCUUAAAGGACUAUGUGGCAACAGGCCAGGUUGGUCGAGAUUCCUCUAUACACAUUUGGGAUACUGAAACAAUAAAACCACUCUCAGUACUAAAGGGCUAUCACCAAUAUGGUGUUUGCGCUGUUGAUUUUUCAGCGGAUGGGAAAAGAUUGGCUUCUGUUGGAAUAGAUGACAAUCAUACUAUUGUACUCUGGGACUGGAAGAAAGGAGAAAAGCUUUCAGCAGUAAGGGGAAGCAAAGAUAAGAUUUUUGUUGUUAAGAUUAAUCCUUAUAUGCCUGAAAAAUUGAUUACAGUUGGAAUUAAACACUUGAAAUUCUGGCGUAGAGCAGGGGGAGGACUAAUUGGGAGAAAGGGCUGCAUAGGUGCAAUGGGAAGAGCCGAUACAAUGAUGUGUGCAGUAUAUGGCUGGACUGAAGAGAUGGCAUUCUCUGGAACUUCCACAGGGGAUGUGUGUAUCUGGAGAGAUGUGUUUCUCAUAAAAACUGUCAAAGCACACGAUGGUCCUGUGUUCAGCAUGCACGCAUUAGAAAAAGGAUUUGUCACUGGAGGAAAGGAUGGGGUAGUAGCUCUCUGGGAUGAUACUUUUGAACGCUGUCUCAAAACCUAUGCCAUCAAAAGGGCUGCUUUGGCCCCUGGGUCUAAAGGACUCCUCUUAGAAGAUAAUCCUUCUAUACGUGCCAUUUCUUUAGGACAUGGUCAUAUUUUAGUAGGCACAAAGAAUGGUGAAAUAUUGGAGGUAGAUAAAAGUGGACCAAUAACUCUUCUGGUUCAGGGUCACAUGGAGGGGGAAGUUUGGGGUCUAGCUACUCAUCCUCAUUUACCCAUUUGUGCCACUGUAAGUGAUGACAAAACCUUAAGAAUAUGGGAUUUAUCUCCUAGCCAUUGUAUGUUAGCUGUUCGCAAAUUGAAGAAGGGAGGCAGAUGUUGCUGCUUUUCUCCUGAUGGGAAAGCAUUAGCAGUUGGUCUAAAUGACGGAAGUUUUUUGAUAGUUAAUGCAGAUACCCUGGAGGAUCUAGUCUCCUUCCAGCACAGGAAAGAUGUUAUUUCAGAGAUCCGAUUUUCUCCAGGAGCUGGAAAGUAUUUAGCUGUGGCAUCUUGUGACAAUUUUGUUGAUAUUUACAAUGUAAUGAGCAGUAAACGAGUAGGGAUCUGCAAGGGGGCCUCCAGUUAUAUAACACACUUGGACUGGGACAUAAGAGGUAAGCUCUUGCAAGUCAACACUGGUGCUAAAGAGCAGUUGUUUUUUGAAGCUCCUCGUGGAAAAAAACAAACAAUUCCUACUUUGGAGGUAGAAAAGAUUGGCUGGGCAUCAUGGACAAGUGUUUUGGGCUCUUGCUGUGAAGGAAUCUGGCCAAUAAUUGGUGAAGUCACAGAUGUAACUGCUUCAUGCCUCACUAGUGACAGUAAAGUAUUAGCCACAGGAGAUGAUUUUGGAUUUGUGAAACUGUUUCGUUACCCUGCUAAAGGAAAAUUUGGAAAAUUUAAGAGGUACGUUGCCCACAGUACCCAUGUAACAAACGUCCGUUGGACCUAUGAUGACAGUUUGUUGGUCACUGUUGGAGGAGCAGACACAUCUUUAAUGCUGUGGACAUAUGAGAUGGAAGGACAUCGAGAUAGCCGGCAGUGUGACAGUGAAGAAUCUGACCUAGAUUCUGAAGAAGAUGGAGGUUAUGACAGUGAUGUGACAAGGGAAAAUGAAAUUAAUUACACCAUCAAAGCCUUAUCAACAAACAUUAGACCAAUGUUUGGAAUUAAGCCUCAUCUACAACAAAAGGAGCCAACCUUAGAUGAAAGGCAGGGGGUAGUGAGACCACCAGUUAGUAGGGCAUUGCCACAGCCUGAGAAACUUCAAACAAAUAAUGUUGGGAAAAAAAAGAGACCUAUAGAGGACCUAAUUUUGGAGCUGGUGUUUGGGUACCGAGGCAAGGACUGCAGGAACAAUGUGCAUUAUUUGAAUGAUGGUGCUGAUGUAAUCUAUCAUACUGCAUCUAUUGGGAUCUUGUAUAAUGUGGCAACAGGUUCUCAGUCUUUUUACCAAGAACACAAUGAUGAUAUUUUGUGCCUCACUGUAAAUCAGCACCCCAAGUUUACCAACAUAGUGGCAACUGGCCAAGUAGGAGACUCAGCAGAUAUGUCAGCUACAGCUCCUUCUAUUCAUGUGUGGGAUGCAAUGAACAAACAGACAUUAUCGGUACUGCGCUGCUACCAUUCAAAGGGAGUUUGCUCAGUCAGUUUCAGUGCCACUGGUAAACUGCUGCUCUCUGUAGGGCUUGAUCCUGAACAUACCAUUACCAUUUGGAAAUGGCAGGAAGGUGCCAAAAUUGCCAGCCGAGCCGGUCAUAACCAGCGCAUAUUUGUAGCAGAAUUCAGACCAGAUUCAGACACCCAGUUUGUUUCUGUGGGUGUGAAACAUGUGAGGUUCUGGACACUGGCUGGAAGAGCUCUUCUCAGUAAAAAAGGGCUACUGAGUUCCAUAGAAGAUGCCCGAAUGCAGACAAUGCUGUCUGUAGCUUUUGGAGCUAAUAACUUGACGUUUACAGGUACUAUCAGUGGAGAUGUUUGCGUUUGGAAAGAUCAUGUGUUGAUACGAAUUGUGGCCAAAGCUCACAAUGGACCAGUUUUCACAAUGUACACCACGUUAAGAGAUGGCUUGAUUGUUACAGGAGGCAAAGAAAGGCCAUCAAAGGAAGGAGGAGCAGUUAAACUAUGGGAUCAGGAAUUGAAACGAUGUCGUGCGUUCAGACUGGAGACAGGACAAAUAACUGACUGUGUUCGCUCUGUUUGUAGGGGCAAGGGAAAAAUUCUUGUUGGCACAAGAAAUGCUGAAAUAAUUGAAGUUGGAGAGAAAAAUGCUGCAUGUAACAUUCUAAUUAAUGGUCAUAUGGAUGGACCAAUCUGGGGCCUCGCAACACAUCCUUCCAGAGAUUUUUUCCUUUCUGCUGCAGAAGACGGCACAGUAAGACUCUGGGAUAUUGCUGAAAAGAAGAUGCUGAACAAAGUCAGCUUAGGGCACGCAGCUCGUACUGUUUGUUACAGCCCAGAAGGUGAUAUGGUAGCUAUUGGCAUGAAAAACGGAGAAUUUAUUAUCUUGCUUGUGACUUCUCUGAAAAUUUGGGGAAAAAAAAGAGAUAGAAGAUCAGCUAUCCAGGAUAUCAGGUUUAGCCCAGAUUCUCGUUAUUUAGCAGUCGGUUCCAGUGAGAAUGCAGUGGAUUUUUAUGAUUUGACAUUGGGCCCCACACUAAAUCGAGUCAGCUAUUGCAAGGACAUCCCAAGUUUUGUGAUCCAGAUGGACUUCUCUGCAGAUAGCUGUUAUCUCCAGGUAUCUACUGGGUCUUACAAAAGGCAAGUCUAUGAAGUGCCUUCAGGAAAACAGCUUGUGGACCAGGCUGUGAUUGACAGAAUAACUUGGGCUACUUGGACAAGUGUUCUAGGUGAUGAAGUAAUUGGAAUCUGGUCCAGACAUGCUGAAAAAGCUGAUGUAAACUGUGCCUGUGUCUCUCACUCCGGAAUCAAUCUUGUAACAGGCGAUGAUUUUGGCAUGGUCAAACUGUUCGACUUCCCAUGUCCCGAAAAAUUUGCAAAACACAAACGCUUUUUAGGUCACUCUGCCCACUUAACCAACAUUCGAUUUACAAGUGGAGACAGAUACGUGGUUAGUGCUGGAGGGGACGACUGCAGCUUAUUUAUUUGGAAGUGUGUGCAUAUGCCUCAUUGAGGGAGACAUGGAGACUUGCAAAGAGGAUGCUGCGUGAAGCACCAGGCAUGAAAUACCCAGGAUUGCAAUGUGAUAUUCUACUGUGCCCUGCAUGCUUAAGAAAUGGUGCUGAUCCAAGACGCAGAGUAAUCUGUCUCUAAAAGACAAGUAUCUAGAGUCUGUCAGAAGGAUAGACUGUAGGAAAUAUGCUGAGGCCAUUAGAUUAACUUCUGUAAUCCGGGUUUGUAUUUCACUCACUGCCAGAUGUUGAAAAUGAAAAACAUGGAUAAAAGAAAAAAGGGAAUUAUUAGUCAGUGUACAGUAUCACAGUAAGAUCCUGGGUUUCUAAUCAAAAGAUGUUAUUUCUGAUCUAGUACUGUACAUUGAUCUGUUCUGAGCAUGAAUGUUUCUGCUUUAAGUUUUGGGGGCUGAAAAUCAUUGGAAAAAGAGUAUUCCGUAUUUUAUUACUGAAAGAAACCAUAUAUUAAGUCUUAAAUAUAUAGUAUUUUAAUAAAUGUUUAAUUAUUAUAAUGGCAAAUUAUAUUUCUAUGACUGAUCAAAAGGAAGCAUCAUUUGAUGAAGCAGAAAAUAAGACAGCCGAUUCCUUAGGGCUUAAGUAUUUCUAUAUUUAGAGGCCUGGGUCACAAUCAUGUCUGGUGAAAGCUGCUGGAUAUGCAUGAUCUUCAUGGCUAAUUUAGUGUUUUUGUUGCACUUAAACAUUAAAUUAGUUCUGUGAGCAAAAUCAUAUUUGCUCACAUUGUGAGUGCCUUGCCCACAACCUAAAAGUCUAACUCCAAUUUUUGCCUUGUGAAUAAAAGUUAUUCUCAGUGGAAGAGAGAUUAUUGCUGUGCUACUUGACUGGGCUGCUAGCCUCUAUGCUGGAAACAUGGACUAAGGUGAGAAUUUUGUAACCUUCAUAAUUGAUAAGGCUUGGGAUAUCACCAGUUGCAAAAAUAGAAUUUCAUAGCAAUAUGAAUUAUUUUCUCAGCAUCACAGGGGAAUUCAGAGAGAAUAUGAAAUUUCCAAACUCUAUAUUUUGUGCAUUUUAACUUUUUAGCAGAGUUGGGACUAGCUGGGACAAGUGUCUACUCAGAUUUCUCUCCUGAUUGUAAAAUACAUCUGAUCAUAUGCUUCUUUAAAUGGGCCUGCUGUCACCUCUAGCAGAAGUGCAUUUAUUCUAUCCUGCAACACAGCUGAGGUGAGAAAAAAAAACACAUUUCAGCGAUGGUGAAAACCUGAAGACUGUACCUGGGGUACUAGUGAGGAAUAUUUAAUCAGCUAUUUGUCUAAGUCAUGUCAUAGGGAUGUGCUACCAACUGAACCUGUUUUUUAAUCAGUGCAGUUAUUUUUUCAUGCAACAUGGGAGGGAAUAGAAGUAACUAAUUAUCAGCACUACUCACAGUUACAUUCUGAUAGGAACAUAGAGUUCUUUUCAUCUGUGUAAGUCAGUGUUGCUUUAAUGAUGCCAUUUGUUUCGGUCAGUCAGUAGAUUUGAUAUUAUUCCCCUCUUGCAUUCUCUUACGCCAGAUAUGUGACAUAAACCUCAUCUCUUCUUGUAAGCAUCUUGUGUACUUGGUGGUUCUAGGGGGAAUGGGAGGGUUUGCGUGUGGAAGAGGAAGGGGAAAAAAGUUAAUGAGCCAGACUUUCGUGCUCUCCUAGGUCCAAAAAUGUCUGUUAUAUACUCUACAAAGCUACCUGCCCCACAGUCUUAGAUAAUAUUCUUUAUAUAUCAAGAUAUAAUAAAUAUUUAUUUUAAAGAAGUUAAUGAACUAGACUAUUGCCAGGUUUCUUGGCUUGAUGCUUCUCUGCAAAGUCUUGCCAGUCAUGCAGCUGCUAUUCUGCAGGAUCAAAUACUCUGUGAAUACGGUCCAUGAGUGUAGAGGGAAAUCUUAUCAGUAACAUUUUUGAUUUUAGGGGAAUUGCGUCUGAGAAAUGAGACUAGACCUGAUUUGUAUCAUAAUCUUGUUGCCUGUCUGCCUGUUUUGUGUGAAAAUUAGUAACCGACAUUUAAAUCUUGGCCAGAGAAAUCAAUUGUAAUAUGCUAUGCUAUAGCUGUAACUCUUUCCCUUUUUAAACACAUCUGUGAAGGACUUCUUGACUUGAAGUAAGAUUUUUUUCCUGCCUCUAUUUUAAGGUUCCCUUUUAUCAGUUUAAGUUGGAUGGCUGUUAAGAGCUCCUUCAUAGUCUGUCCAACACAGACUGCCAGAACAAAGUCCAUUUUCUGCCUCUUAUAAGUUUUCCCCUCAAAAUCCUAGGCUCAGUAUCUCAUAUCCUUAGGAUUUUCUGUAGACUUUCAUCUGAUGCUAAGACAUAUGUGGACCAUCAAGUUUUGUUCCUUAUCCCUGUAGUAUCGUCACUGAUCGUGUCCUCUUCGCCUCUGUUAAUCUAACUGUGCCUCUCCACUGAUAAUUUGUCCUUGGUGCUUUUUUCCUGAGAAAUCUCAAAUGCCACAUGAGUGGUGGAGUACCAGCAGAAAGCUGAUGGGUGGAUUGCAGUAGGGCAAGACUGAGAGUGGCAGUGCAACAGUCCAAGCUCCAUUUCUCCCUGCUUCUUCAUUCCUUUCCAAACCUCAUUCCAGCUGGAAAGGGCUGGGAGCUGGGGCAGGGGCUGGAAGCUGAGGAGUGUUAGAAACAAAACUACCAGCCUUGUUCUGCCUGUUGAAGCCAAAUUGGCAGCUGGUAUUUUCCCUGACAAAGUGCUCAGGGGUUUGCAUGGUAAAAUGUGGUCAGCCAGCAGGGAAUGGUCACGAAUGGUGAGGAGAGGAGAGGAGAGGAGUGAAUAUGGCCUCAGUUGCAGGUUUGUUCUUGAGGACCACUUGGAGAAUGUUUUGUGCAAUCAGCUGGCUGCAGGCAUGCUUCAAGAUGGCAGCUUUGCGGUCUUUGUGGUCUUUGUGAUGGUGCUUGUUAUUGUGCCUCAUUUGCUGUUUACAUUAAGUGCUACUUUAGUAACUUGCUAACUGUUGCCACCCAGAUUGGUGCUUGAAGCGUAUGCAGAAGGCAGCAGACUGCCUGUGUCAGUGUACACUGGGACCUUGUAGCUGGUUCUCAGAAGAGAGGCAGGGGCUGACGUGACCUGAGAAGCAGGAAGAAGGAAGCAUCGAAGCAUGCGCAUCUCGAAGCGCAUCGAGAAGGAAGCUGGAAUGCGGAGGGAUUGGUCACAGCCUUGUGCUUGCAACCAUUGGAGAGAAGAAAAGUGGGCUAAAAGACUCGAUCAAGAACUGGGGAAAGCCUUUUCUGUGAUUAUGAAGUGCUAAGGAAGUGGAAGCAAUACUUCUUUUCUUACUUGUAAUGGAUUUAUUUUCUAGCUUAAUUGUCUUUCGAAGUCUGUGGUUAGCAGCAAACAUAUCUUUGGGAUCUUUAAAGUCAGCAAUACAGAACAGUCAGCUAGGACCGUCUGGUCCUUCUGCCUGACCACUUCAGGGCUAACCAAAAGUUCAGACAUGUUUUGAGGUCUCUUGAAAGAAGAAAAAGAGAACUGUUUCAAGGAAAACAAAAUGUAAUUUCACCUGAAAAAAAUACACUCUUGAAAGCUAUUUAAAUAUGCUUAGAAAAAAAAAAAAUAGGCGGCAAAUCAAGCUCCUAAGUACAAACAAAAAUUGAAUACAUUCAGAACUGAAAAUUACCAUGGUUUAGGAACUGAGGAACACAGUUUAGGGUAGAGGGAACUAAUAAGCCAAAUGUGUUGAGUCAUUUAGACUUGGAAUCUUAAAUUUCUCAUUCUUAAGGGGGUAGUCAUUGUAUACAAUUUCAGAUUUUGAUAGAGAAGGCAAUAGAUUACAUGAAAUUAGAGACAAAAGAAAGCGCUUCAGAUAAUUAAGGCUACUUUACAACUUGGUUUUGAUAGUUGAAGGAAAGCUUCAGAGCAGCUUCUGUCUGGCUUAAUAUCAGGUUUUGAACUUUACACAAGUCAUGUUAAUGCUGAUUUGGAAUUGCACCACUAGAAAGCAAACAUGACUUAUCUCCUGGAUCUGGAAACUAGAUCAAAAUAAAGGACUUGAAUACCUAGAGCAGAACUUUGACAGCAUUCAGAGUGGCUUAGUUUAAACCUAAACCAGUUCUCUCAGCUGCUGCCUAAUCCCUUUUCUGACUUCCAAAUUUGCCAAGGCAAAUGAAUCCUUCUUUCAACAAGCCCCGAGCACCUGUUUGUGCUGCACCUGACCUGCUUUCUAGAUUGCACCCAACAGAGCUCAAGUCUCCACUCGCAGAUGGAUUUCACUCUAGAUCUAUACUUGGAAGUCUUAGUAUGUUGCACCUUGCUCUGUAUGGUGUAGUAGUGGGACAGGCUAAGGAUCUUGGUUUCAAAUACAAUUCUUAUGCAGGCAAGAUGAUGUAUUUCUCUAUUUCAUUAUCAGUGUCACAGAUGUGACAAGCCUUAAUCUUCUAAGAUUCUUUUUAUUCUGUUAGCACAAACAAAUGUUAACAUAGACAAAUGUUGUUUUGUCAGUGUUUUGGACAAAGUGAAUCAUCCUGUAGGCUUUACAGAAAGGGAAGUCAGAAUAAAUUGUCACAUCUGUGAUUUCAGCAUCGCUCGCUGCAUUGCAUUUGCAUACCCUUGUUCUGACAGCUUUCUUAUGCUUCUUUGCAAUCUGCUCUGUUUUCCUAAAGUUUAUGGCACCAUUCAAUCUUUGCUCACGUAUAUAGAUACAUGAGCUUGCCAAAGCCUACUAUGCAUUCUUGAUACCAAUCACUGUGGCAUGGUCAGACCAAAACCAUUUCUUUGGUUCUCUCUGGCAUCUGAACUUCAACUUUGACUUCAGACUUACUUAAAUUCUGCAGAUCUCAUUUCAGGAGGGAAAAAGAAGUUUUAGGUAUAUAAUAUGCACAAGAGCCACAAUAGGUUACCUUGCCAAAAUCAUUCAUUAGUAAGUAAUAAUUACUGGGUGGGUUUGUUUUUUCCCACUCUAUUUGAUGCUAGAACUGAUAACUGCUUACCACCCCCUUCUCAGUUUACUUGCAGCAUAAUAGUCAUAACUCUCAUCUGGUUUUUGUUAACUCAGUUAAGCCACUAAUCCAACUAAAUCACUUUAAGAAAAAGGAGAGGGAAAAAAAGAAAAGGUGCAGAGUAUGUUCAAUAGGCAAUUGUCACAAUUUCAUACACUUCUUAAACCGUGGAAGACAAGAUGAAAGUGAUGCAAUUGAAAACCAGUAAUAUAAACCCAGAGAGAAGGAGAAAGAGGGAAGCAAAACAAGGGGAAAUGAAGAAAGGAAAGCUUAUAAAUAGGCAAAGGCGAGGCCGAAGGACUGGCACAAGUGGUGGAUGGGGAGCAGCUCUAUGCAAAGAGCAAAUGUCUUGUUUCAGAUGGAAGGUCUUCAGGGAUGGCUUGUGGGGUUGGAGGACUGGAGAACAGUAGUGUUAAGUAAAUAGUGCUCAGGGAAAGGCUGCUGGCAACUUCGUUUGCUGGCUUUGGGGAGAUGCAGGUGCUUAUCUGUUGCUCUUUCCACUCCUGUGCCUAAUUUAGCAUUUUACCAUUUAGCACAGGGGUGCAGCAGCUAACAUCAGUUACCACUGUUGCAGCGUAUGCAUGUUGGUAACAAAACAGUAUUGAUAGAAAAAUGCUUUGUGAUUUUGAGAGCUCAGGUAAAAGAGUUUAAAGCUGUAUUUUAAAAUGCUACUUAUCUUUCCCACAUAAACCAAGAAUGGAUUUGUCUUAAUAAGCCUCUUCUGUUUUUUAUCCAUAUUUUAGUUUGUUGCGCAAAUGGGCUUAAAUGCUUUCUUUAAGCAACAUUUUUAAACCAAAGAAACAUUAUACUUUGGAAAACUUCACAGCCAGCCUCCAUCAGGGGCCUUGGGUGUGCAGGGAGCAAUCUGAGGCACACGUGGGCUUAAUGGUCCUGCAGUGGUUCUGUCUUGGGCCUCCAAACGUAGGUAUGAUAAAUCAGAGGAGAGGAAUGUAAUGUAGGCCUGUAAAUACCUAUCAGUAGGAACAAAUUGGUGAAGUGAUUACAAAAUAAGGAAAUACAAUCUUAAGGUGAGCUUUACCUUUAAAAUCCAAACUUGGUACAGGUGCUACUGAGAUGGCAAACCUUGACUUUUAUCUGUCGCGACUCUUGCUAAGAAACAUCAAAUCUCUGCACAACUUUCUGAACUAUUCUGAACCUGCUAGAGGACAGCUGAGUUUGGCACAUGAGAGGCAGUGUGUGUCUGGAUUUCUCUUUCAAAAGCCAAAACCUAGAAUUUUUGUUUCAACUGUUUGCUGUGGAAUUGCCUCAAGUCUCUGCAAAGGAAUUUUGUCUUUUACUUACUUGCACUUCUCUUUUGGUUUGGGCACAGGUGUUGUGUAGGAGCUUAUUUGAAAAGAAAGCAAAAUAUAUAUAUAUAUAUAUUGACUGUUUUUGAUCCCAUGUUUCAAAGAUGUGUUUGACUACUCUUUAUGCUCAAGUAUUGCCCGGAGCUGAAUGGCACUGACUGCAGCCCCCCCCUGUUUGCCUGGGACUCAAGGUCUUUUCCUCUGACUUUGCUACAUUCUUACAAUUGUGUCACACCAUUUCAGCUUUGAAGCAGGCCCAACAGAACUGACAAUUUCAGUUUACAGGAGUAGCACUGUUCAUGCUUUACCAGUCUUUCAUAACAUGACUUCUUCCCCAGGGGACAAAUGUUGUUAUCCCAGGUAUUUCUUGUAACUGCAGCUUUCACGUAGUGCCAUCGUCAGCUGUUCUCAGUUGGUCUGAGCAGGAGAUGAAUGACUAAGGAUAAAGAUGUAGAUUACUGAAGUGAGUAUUGCACUGGUUGGUUCUGAAAAGGAGAUUUAGUAGGGCUAUAGUUAUUUUCAGUCCUCUGCAGGAUUAUAAGCCUGUUGGGAGGAAAUGAAAGUUCUUCACAUAAUAUCCAACAAUUCAUUUAUUAGCUUUUGCCAUUAUUCUCCCAUAGGCACUAUUAAUCUAACCUCCACCAAGCAUGAACACUGGCACAAAUUGCAUGGAAAAAAAAUGGUUUUCUGUACUUCCGUGAAAUGUUGGUGCUGUUGGGUAGUAGGGGUAGUACCUUCCAUAGCUCUGCUCUGUUUUUCCUUUACUUGCUGCUACGUAGCUUUGUGUUGUGUUUUCAGAAUCAAAAAGUAGAUAUCUCUUGUUUAAAAAAAAAGAAAAAAAGAAAAGAAAACAGCACAGUAUUUGGUAAUUACGAGCUUAGUUUAUGCUUUUUAGCUCAGUUGUGAGUAGACAGCAUAAUAUACAAAAUAAUGGAAAAGCUGCACUGCUACUUUGUGAGGAAGGUUGAUGCAUUUUUAAUGUAAAAUUUAACAUAAGCAUACACUCAAGACCACAGUGAUCAUUUAAAAUAAUGUAACGAUCUAAGUAACUGCGUUACACUCAUUCCGUUUAAAAUAUAUAUGCACUUUUAGCUUUAGAGCUGGGUUUAGUCACCUUUUUUUUUUUAAGCAGAACAGAGUGCGCAGCUUGCCUUACACUGAACCUUGUCCAGUGGGCUCCAAGACAGAUAUCUGAGCUGCUGAAAUUCGGCAAGGAAGGGAGUGAUAAUUUGCUCCUGCCCUUACAAAUUGUCUUGUCAUCUCACUCUGAAAAGGAAAAAAGAACUUCACGGUGGCAGCUAGUUCUGAAAGGAGCAGCUAAUGAAGGCAUUGGGAAAAUUAAAAAUAAAUAAAUAAACCCCAUAAUUUUAAGUCUUCUACCUGGGAAAACAAAACAAAACAGAACAUUGCAGCAUUGUUCCUUACAAAGCCAAGAGCCUGUCCUCUGCUAUUCUCCUCCUGUCAGGUCACCUUAGGAGAAUAUUUUACUGUAGUUCUUUAAGCUUAAAAUCCAGUUGUCUGUUUAGAUUUGUUGUGUUUCAUUAUGGAGUGUGUCAGAUAAUCCCUUUUGCUUUAACCAAAAAAAAGUAUAUAUUUUGAACUAGUCCAAAGGUAUGGUCAUGUAUUACUGUAAUAAGGAUCAUGGGUUUAAGUGUACUCCAUGUUGGUUUCCACCAUGAAUGUCUAUUUCCUGUAACAAUGUUGUAUGUUUAUUUAAAGUAAAACAUAUAUAUAAAAAAGUAUAAAAAAUAUAUAAAUGAAACAUCAGCUUUUUGCAUUAAGAUUUUUUAAAUUUGAUUAUGAACCUUGAGUACUUUAAUUCACGUUUAAAAAAAAUUAGAAAUAACUUCCUGGAGCAUUACGUUUCAGAAUUCAAGACUGUAUCUGUCAAAUUUAAUUUUAAAAUAUGUAGCUAAUGUCGUUUUCUGAUAUCAAAUGUAAAUAUUUGUAAAAAGAAAUUCUUUUGUAUAUUUUUGUGAAAAUGUAGCUUCCCAACAGAUCCGAAACAUUUAAUAAAAAAGUGCAUUCAUGUUACUGCUCCCCAUCUUCCAUCAUUACAACACCCAUUAACAGAUUCACCGUCACCUAUGGGGAAUUUUCACAGGAAGUUUUCUCAAGGAGUUAAUUACCACAUGUCCAGGAUUCAGGUGUGCUGCAAGAAAAAAGAGAUUUUUAAGAAACAGAGAGACGUUCUCUCUUCCAGUUAUGAAGGAUGACACCUGGAAACCAUUUCCUUUCAAGUGAAGCAGUGUUUAAUUUCGUAAGUAAGUUUUCUGAAUAGAGCACAUCACAUAACUGCUGAAUUGUUCUUGCUUACGAAGUGUCUUUGUGCCCUUGUAUGCUGCUGUUUGAGAAAGCAGCCGGGGUAUGAUGACUAUUACACGGAGAAAAAAAAUCCAACAGACAAACCAGUAACUUUUCCUUCCCUGUGAACAGGUGAAGGGUUCAAUCGGUGUUUGCUAGGACAAUGCUACGUGUCCAUA
Messenger RNA from Numida meleagris (helmeted guineafowl), 14651 nucleotides. It is a transcript of the gene EML5, whose product is annotated as echinoderm microtubule associated protein like 5. The record is from RefSeq and is a predicted model, not a curated record. The transcript is spliced from 43 exons. NCBI's taxonomy places the organism in Eukaryota, Metazoa, Chordata, Aves, Galliformes, Numididae. Gene Ontology annotation, molecular function: microtubule binding. The coding region runs from base 18 to 5942 and encodes 1974 amino acids.